AUGCAACUUUCUAAAUUGACUGUAUUACUGGAAUCGAUCCACCACCUUGUGGUCAACAAGAAUCCUUCAAUGUUCUGCCAACCUCCAAUGAAUAGGCAGUUUUAUAACAAUACUGUACUUCACACGCUCCAAGAGAUGGGUUAUGACCAACAGAAGUUAUUCCCAAUAAACCGACUCGACUUCAAUGUCAGCGGGUGCGUUUGUAUAGGGAGAUCAAAGAUUGCUGCCCAGCAAUUCUCCAAAAACAUGAAGGGAGGGAAAUGGUCCAACAAAGGGUUCAUUAUUGAUAGAAAGUAUGUGGGAUUGAUGGAACCAAUAAAACUGAACAAAUAUUUAUCACAAUUCAAGAAACUCCCAUUGGUUGAAGAUGAUGUGGGACUUAUAGAUGUUAUCGUCGAUGGAAAGCAGGCGAGAACUAAAUAUCAGAUCAUUGAUUCCGACGAUGAUCUGGGGAGGAAACUCGUGGCAUUAAGAUUACUUACAGGAAGAAAACAUCAGAUCAGAAUACAUCUCAAUCAUUUGGGAUACUCGAUAGUUGGCGACUAUAAGCACGGAUAUAGAAACACUAGCGACAAGACCACAAGACUGGAUGAUUUGCCUUACAGUGCUCCCAUUGCCCUACAUGGAGCAUAUAUGAGAAACAAGAUUGGGAUGAAAGAGUAUGAGACAUUUGCCCCAUUGCAAUGGAGCUGGAAAUUGAGUGAUGGGUCGGGGUUGUGGGACUGGAUGAUUGAACGAGGGCAUAUGAGUGGGGAACAGGAGACGUUUGGGGAGUUGAGCGACAAAAUAAAGGAGGCCCUUAGGGACCUCAAAUGA
Molecule: messenger RNA, 816 nt
Organism: Saccharomycopsis crataegensis
Lineage: Eukaryota; Fungi; Ascomycota; Saccharomycetes; Ascoideales; Saccharomycopsidaceae
Gene: PUS5
Product: pseudouridine synthase PUS5
Exons: 1
Coding region: 1-816 (271 amino acids)
Biological process (GO): pseudouridine synthesis
Molecular function (GO): RNA binding; pseudouridine synthase activity
Source: RefSeq, a predicted model, not a curated record